CAUGUCUUCUCACUCCCGCCCACACGACAUCGUCGAGGCGCUAGGGUUUGGCGAUCUCCAGGUAGGCGCCCCAGAUCCAUCCGCGGGAAUGCAGGAUGGCUAGCUCGAGAAUGCGAUGAAUUUCAGCGUCGAGAUCUGGAAGAGGAGCUUCCAGCGCUUCGGCUUGGGCGAUCCGAGCAAGAGUCCAGCGGCAGCGAAAGAAUCGGAGGAGUCCGACGAGGAGGAAGAUGGAUUUCGGAAGCUCCAGGAGAAGCACGCGGCCCUGGAGCAGAGAGUGCGCGCCUUGGAGACGCGCCUCACCUACAAAGAAGCCCAGGUCUUGAGCUUUGAGGAGAAGUUGGGGGCGUCACAGGGAAGAAUCGAUGACAACCAGAAAGAAGUGGCCGCGCUAGCAAGAGAGAGCGAGGGGAAAGAUCGGGUGAUUCUGGAGCUCAAGAAAGAAUGGGAGGAGAAGAAAUCCGAAUGGAGCAGAAAAGAGGAGGUUUUCGUGAAUGAGAUCCAGGGGCUGGCCUCGGAACUUGAGGACAAAUGCGUGGAGUGGAACAGCGCUUGUGUGGAGGCUAGGAUCGAGAAAGACAGGUCGCGCGCGAUGGAAAGCUCGCUGCGAGAAAAGAUCGAGGAGCUGCGGUGUAGCAGAGAAGCUCGCGAAGCAUCCCAAAUGGCCUAUGACGCUCAGCUCCAGUCCUUGAGGCAAACAAUGGAUCGAGCUACGAGUGAGCUCCAAGAAAAACUGGUGGAAAAUGUGUCCUUGAGGAAAGUUCUCCUCGCAAAGGACGCCGAGCUUUCCAGUUUGAAGGAGGAGGCCGGGGAUUUACGUGAGAAAACGUCGAAGCUUGUGGAGGAGAUCCGGGAGGCUCAAGAAGAACGCCAUCGCUUGAAGGGCAUGCUCGCGGCGACCAGCCUUGCGUACAACAAGGAAGUGGUUUCGGAUUUAAGGACGAGUAUUGAUCCUGGCAACGAGGUGGCUGAGAGGCUGGAUGGAGCAAAUGCGAAGAUGAAGGAGCUCGAGUCCAUGCUGGGUGAGCUCAUCACUUUCGCUCGAGAGAAGGACGAGAAGCUGGAUGCUUCCGAAUGGACCGUGCAGCAGCUGGGAUUGUUCGAGGUGUCCAAGAUUAAGGCCAGCCUAGCUCAAGCCGAGAAGGAUCACGUCCAGCUCAAACAGGAGAUUUGCGAGCUAGAGAAGAAGCUUCAGUUCAAGGAGGACGAGCUGGCGGACAUGGAGAAAUACUCGAGACUGCUGCGAAAGCAGUUGAGAAAGGUCGAAGGCGAGGCCGAGACGAUGAAGGAAAACUUGCAGCUAGCUCAAGCCAAGUACGAUGGCUUGAAGGCAGAUCACGACGCAGCAUUAUCACGAAUCGCCGGUUUCGACGAGCUCAAGAACAACCACGUCGUGAUCUCUCGUCACGACGACAAACUCAAACAGAUCCAUCUGGAGCUCCAGAGAACGAAGAUGAACACCAAAGAUCUUAUGGAGAAGAUGCUCUCGCUCCAGAGCAGCCUUGUUCGUGGUCACGACGACAAGAAACUUUGCUCUUCGUCUCCAGGGAAGAAUUUCAAUUCUCUCGAGCUUCCAGUUCUCAGGAAAAACUCGAUGAUCGACGACCAAGGCAAGAGCUGCAAUAAGAGAGGCCGGAAUGUCGAUAUAAAAGCCGAGAAGGAAUUUGAUCUUGCGAGCAGGGAUACUGCCGUGAUCACUGAAGAACCAGUUCGCCUUAUACCAAAGAGGCAGCGACAGUAAAAAAGAGUUUUUCUUAAACUGAAUGUUUUAUUACACCUAAGUUAAUACAAAGCUUUUCUUUUAACCUUAA
Selaginella moellendorffii is the source of this 1808-nucleotide messenger RNA. RefSeq names its product fibrinogen- and Ig-binding protein-like. NCBI's taxonomy places the organism in Eukaryota, Viridiplantae, Streptophyta, Lycopodiopsida, Selaginellales, Selaginellaceae. The coding region runs from base 116 to 1738 and encodes 540 amino acids. The transcript is spliced from 2 exons. The record is from RefSeq and is a predicted model, not a curated record.